AUGGAGUACGUAUUAAGGCAUGCGGAUAUAUCCAUACGCGACACUAGGUCACAAAUAGGGUUUGCAAGCAUCAAAUACGCGAAAUCCGUCCUCAGAGCCGCGGCCGUUUUGCUAAGUCGCUCGGAAGAAAGUGGUGUAGGACCACGGGAACGUUUCAAGGGUAAGGUUGAGCAACUUACGGUCAGAAAUGUUGAAAGGGUAACAACCUUACCCCAUACCAGACUGGGAGAACUAACCACCCAAAUAACGACAUGUCGACCGGGUCAAUCCAGCUUCCGACACCUAAAUGAGAAACGUCAUACUGGCUUAACGCUUAAGGCUGAAAUGGCAAAGAGCGGGAGUAACCGUGACUGCAUUCGGCGAACCUUCGAACACCGCUCGAACGUGUUGAACGCGAUUGUGCCGGGCCGUGAGGGGGAGGAUUACUCCAUGGAUCUGGGCGAUCAAGCUUACGAAAGCAUAGUGAGCCGCUCUGAAAAGGGAGGCACUUGUUUUGAGAGCCGUGGCACGAGAGAUGGAAUCCUUCUUAAGGGUGUCGUUUGGAGACCCGAAUGCCUGGGGUGUCGACUUUGA
Messenger RNA from Haemonchus placei, 573 nucleotides. Lineage: Eukaryota; Metazoa; Nematoda; Chromadorea; Rhabditida; Trichostrongylidae. The record is from the annotation of a GenBank genome assembly.